GAGGCCGCGAGCGAGGAGCCGGGGGUCGGUCUCUGCGAGGCCUUGCUAGGUACCACCGGCUUCUCUUCCUUCAGGGGCGGGACCGCUUCGCGGCCUUUCCUCAACGUGCGGAGGUUUCCUGAGGACGGCCGGAUCACCUUGGGCCGGAAGAGCCUGGCGCUGGCUUCGGACGACGGCGACCCCUCUCCCAGCCAGCCACCCGCAGCGGCCUGGGCGCGCCGCGGUGCCCGGAGCCUCGAACCUGGGGCCGGGCGGUGCCUGCACAGCCGGCUCCACCCACUGGGGCCUCGCCUCCAGCCGCCCGACCCCGGGUGUCUGACACACCCCCUCCCGGCGGGGCUCUGCGCCCCCGCCCUUCUUUCCCUGGUCUCCUUGAUUUUUUUUUCCAGUCCUCUACCUCGCUGUUUCCGACUUUGCACUAAAAGAUGCACCCUGGAAAACCACAUCAGGGGGCCACAUCUUGUUCGGAGAAGAGGCCAAGUUUUGGGACCUUAGGGUACACAUCCACCUUUUCAAGGGCCUAGAUAGGUUUGAUUAACCAGCCCAGAGCACCUUGUUCUUGCUGACACUGCCAUUUUCACCUCCCUACCUUCCCACACUUACAAAACUAUUAACAGGGACUCUCGGAGGUUGGUUUAUUUGAGUCCCCUUUGAGCUAGGCGUGAGGUUGGCACCUGGGUUAGAGUAUGGCUGCAUCCCUGGACCCUCAGAUCGACGCGCCCCUGGAGGUUGAGGGAUGCCUAAUAAUGAAGGUGGAAAAAGAGCCCGAGUGGGCAUUGGAGCCCAUUCUGGAAGGAUCGGACAGCUCUGAGUCCGAGACCUUUCGCAAAUGCUUCAGACAAUUCUGUUAUGAGGAUGUGACCGGACCCCAUGAAGCUUUCAGUAAACUCUGGGAACUUUGCUGCCGGUGGCUGAAGCCAGAAAUGCGUUCCAAGGAGCAGAUCCUGGAGCUGCUGGUGAUUGAGCAGUUUCUCACCAUUUUACCCGAGAAGAUUCAGGCUUGGGCACAGAAGCAGUAUCCGGAAAGUGGAGAGGAGGCGGUGGCCCUGGUAAUACAUUUGGAAAAAGAGACUGGAAGACUAAGACAGCAGGUUAGCAGUCCUGUGCACUUAGAGAAGCAAGCCCCACAAGGAGCAGCAUGGGAGGUGGCCAGCUUUCAGCCACGGCAGGCGGAGCCCCAACCCAGAGUAGUGUCUCAGGAGGAUGCUGAAAGCCUCCACUCGGGACACCGGGAACAGCUGAACCAAAAGAGAGAGCUUCAGCCCUUACCCAAGAAUGCCCGGCCUUCUCCCUGGGUUCCUGCUCCAGCUCAUGAAUGGAGCACCACGGAUCAGGAAGUGACCACACGACUUCCUGUUGGGUCGCAGGGACCAGUGAAAGAUGUCUGCAUGGCAAGAGGUUUUUCCUACAAAAAGAGUGUGCAUCAGAUUCCUGCUCCCAGAGACCUCUACCAGGAUAUUAGAAAGGAGAGUGUUGGGAACAUGGUCUCCCUGGGAAGUACAGUGUCGACAUCUAACAAGAUAGCCCGGUUGGAGCAAAGAAAGGAGCCCUGGACCAUAGGUGUACAUUCCUCUAAUAAGAGGACUGUCUUACAAAGCAACUACAUCAAGGAAAAGUCAGUUCAUGCUGUUCAGAUCCCUGCAAGGAGUGCAGGGAAGACAUGGAGAGAGCAGCAGCAGUGGGGUCUAGAAGAUGAAAAAAUAGCCGGCGUGCACUGGAGUUACGAGGAAACUAAGACUUUCCUUGCAAUUCUCAAAGAGUCCCGCUUCUAUGAAACGCUUCAGGCUUGUCCCCGAAACAGCCAGGUGUAUGGUGCUGUAGCUGAGUGGCUGCGAGAGUGUGGCUUCCUCCGAACACCAGAACAAUGCCGGACCAAGUUCAAAAGUCUCCAGAAGAGCUAUCGAAAAGUGAGGAAUGGCCAUGUGUUAGAACCCUGCGCCUUCUUUGAGGACAUGGACGCUUUGCUGAACCCUGCAGCUCAUGCUGCAUCCACGAAUCAGCCAAAGGAGAUGAUGUCUCUCCCCAGACUGAAGAGAACUGGUGUCAGUGCCAAAGACCAGAUCAAUUUGGUGGAGGAGGAAGAAGCCGCAGAAGAAUCUGAUGGUGAUGAGAUGGGCGUUGAGUUUAUCCGGAAGUCUGAGAUUCGUGGUGCCCCUGUCUUAUUUCAAAACCUGAGUGGUGUGCACUGGGGCUACGAGGAAACCAAGACUUUUCUUGAUAUCCUCCGGGAGACUCGGUUCUACGAAGCACUGCAAGCCUGUCAUCGGAAGAGCAAGUUGUACGGGGCUGUGGCUGAGCAGCUGCGCGAGUGCGGCUUCCUCCGGACGCCAGAACAGUGCCGGACCAAGUUCAAAAGCCUCCAGAAGAGCUACCGCAAAGUGAAAAAUGGUCAUGUGCUGGAGUCCUGCGCCUUCUACAGGGAGAUGGAUGCCCUGAUUAACUCUCGGGCAUCCGCCCCUCCCACCAACACCCCAGAACAAGUCCCAUCACCCUCAGUUCAAGAAAGAGAGGAUGUUGAGAUUGAACCCCAGGGACCUCCAGGCUGGGAACCUGAGGAGACCUCACAGGAGACAGUAGUUGAAGAUUCCGGCAGCGAGAGAAUGAGUGAGGAGGAGACUGUUAAAGAGCCAGAAUUCCGGGGACCGCCAGGUCUACUGCAAAGCCCAAGUGAUUUUGAAAUUGGAAACAGCAUCAAGGAGAGUGCCGCACAGGUAGUGUGUAAGGACAUGGAGCCGCACAGGGCCCUAAUGGAAAAGCCCAAAGGGGGCGUGUCCCAGAAUAUUGAUCCAGGUAAAUGUCGUAAAAGGGAAUGCAUCUCAGGAAGACAGUGGGACAGCCUUCAAGGAGUCAGACAGGGAAAGCUGAUGUCUCAGCCUAGAGACUUAGGGAAAGCUGUAGUGCAUCAGAGGCCUCUCGUGGGGAGGAGGCCCUACCGGCUUCUCAGAUACGGAGAAAGCUUUGGGAGGAGCGCUCGCCUUCUGUGCCGGGUGAGCCACCAGAAGGAAAAUCCUUGCAAGUGUAGUGUCUGUGGGAAGUGCUUUGGUAGAAGCAGGAGUCUUAUCAGACACCAAAGAAUCCACACAGGAGAAAAACCUUUUAAAUGUCUUGACUGCGGGAAGAGCUUUAACGACUCCUCAAACUUUGGCGCCCACCAGAGAAUCCACACCGGGGAGAAACCCUACAGCUGUGGAGAAUGCGGGAAGUGCUUCAGUCAGAGCUCGAGUCUCAUCAUCCAUCAGAGAACCCACACUGGAGAGAAGCCCUACCAGUGCGCCGAGUGCGGGAAAAGCUUCACCAACAGUUCUCAUUUCAGUGCCCACCGGAGAGUCCACACUGGUGAGAGCCCCUACAAGUGCGGGGACUGUGAGAAGAGUUUCAGCAACUGUACAAGGUUUCGGGAGCAUCGGAGAAUCCACACCGGAGAGAAGCCCUAUGGGUGCAUCCAGUGUGGCAAGCAUUUCAGUAAGAGUUCUGUUCUUACCAAACAUCAGGAAGUCCACGUGAGAGAGAAGCUGCAGCCGCUCCCUCUGCCCACGUAUCUCCCAGAGCACCCCCAGAAGGGGAAGACUGAUGAGUUCAGGAAAACUUUUUGACACGAUCUCUUCUCUUCCUAAAUGACCCUUUAGCCAUUUUACCCUAAUCUCACUCUUGGAGGCAGUCUUAGCUAUGAAGAGUCAUUGCCAAGAUAAGCUUGAGAAAAUGAAGGCUUGGAUCCUGUUCUCGCCUCUGCCUCUAACUUGAUCAGUCUGCUCCUCUCCUCUGCGUCUCAACUUUUCCUUUACAAAGUCACGAAGAUAACGAGUCAAGCCACUGCGAUGGGCUUGCUAAAUCCAGCAACAUCCAAGACCCCUCUGUGUAGGAGAGAGUUGUUUUGAAGGAGAGAAAAAAAUGCACAAAGUUGUUUUCAUUAUCUACCACGUGCGGUCGUGGAUACAACUUGAUCGGAGUUUAACGUGUGGGUAGAACGUCCAGGAGUCUGAUAAGAACCGCAUCAGAUCCAUCUUGGUUUAGAAGAUAUUCACAAAGGGAGAUGGAAGAUUUUACAGUUUUCCUCUCCUGUUGCGGUGUGUCUUUUUUGUGUCAAGAAGCUGAUCUAACUAGCCAAGGUGGAAUCUGUGUCAUCGCUGAAGUAAUGCCUUGCCCUCCACAAGCAGCUCAUCAUCCAUCGUCCUCUGUGGACUGACCUUUUCUGUACCUGAAGGCUGAACCCCCUUGGCGGCCGCUUCUCCAGCCUAUAAGUAAUCCCAUUCCUUUUACUGUUUCUCGUAUGUCCUGUACUUACCUCUUAAUUGUUCUGGGUGCCCUCAUCCGACUCUUCUGAAUUACCGUGCCCUCCUCAGAUGGAAUAGCAUGCAUGCUCAUGGCGUGUCUCACUCAAAGUAGAAUUUCAGACCCAGUCUACUUCCACCCUAUAACUCCUCUGGCUCUUAUCAGGGCAUGACUGGGAUGUUGGCGUAUUUUAUGCCUCCCAGCCCACACUUCAGUAUAAUAUAAUCGUUUUCUAAAACUCGCAGUGGGUAGGGAAGAACUGAGGUAAAGAUCUGAAACGUUUCUGUUUCCUGGUCUCCUUAGUCCUGCUUUAGCACAGAUAGCCACCUCCAUCCAGACCAGCUCUCCAGGCUAGUCCCUGUUCAUAGGAUCAUGAACCUCACUGUAGUGCUCUGAGUAAUUUAUACAACUCUGUAGCUCACUGAGGAGAGGUAGAAAUAGUUACAGAAACUUCCAGUCCAUUUACCUGCUAGUCUGAAAAAUCUCUUUGAUAACCCUCAGCACUAGCCUGAUAAAUACUGAAGGACGGAUUCAGGUGGGGACAUAGUUCAUUUAUGGAUGUGGAUGAAAACCAGGAACUUGGUCACGCAAGGCGUUACUUCAGGAUGAGGCCAGUGGCAUUUGUAGCCUUCAUAGGAUGGUAAACCUCAGGGGGGCUUUGCUUGGAGGAGAGGGAAGUCAUAAGUUUAGGGGGAAGAGAACCAGAGUCAGGGCUGUGUGUAGAUCAUUCUUUCGGUCUCGUCUCUCCUUUCCUUUGUGAGAUGCUCUUCUAUCUGAAGACAUCUGAGUAUGUUUGAAUCUUUUGAAACUUGUUUAACAAAGUACCAAGGAGGGCAGGCAGUGGAGAAAGAAAUCCAACUUACGGUGCCAGAAUAGAGUGUGGUCUGUUGGAAGGCAGGUGACUCAGGCAAACAUUGAUCAAUGGUCCUUAUUUACACUUGCUGGACCUGUUAGAAUUGUUCACAUCUCAGUAGGUUGAUUUCCUCUGUGUUGUCUGAAUUACAGACUUCUAAUGGUGAGUGCAGUUUCAUGUUGGUAGUGUGCCUAGCACAGGAAGGUGUGUGUGGUGCCGGCGGGCGUGCGCUUGUGUUGUGUAGAUGUUCUGAAACUCCCCCUCUAGAGAAGAUGCGCAUUAAUAGAAAUCACCACUUAGUAAUAAGUACCCAGGAGCGAUAAUUAUAUCAAAGCAUGGUUCAGGAAAGUAGAUUUACUCAUAAGUAUUUAUGAAGCACUGUUGUGUGUAAGGCUAUGUUCUAGGCACAGCGAGGGGUAUGAAAAUGAAGAAAAGGCAUGGUGCCUGCGCUCAAGGAACUUGCCGUAGAUGGAGGACGUACUGCAGCAAAAGGUCGUGCCUGUUCUGCUCCUGUCAAUUACAGGUCAGUGGCUUCUCAGUGAAGAAAUCACCUUCACUUGUGGAAGGAGUUUCUCUGAUUGCCUAAAAUCAUAUUCAGUACCUCUGUCCCCCAGAUUUCCCCAGUGGCCAGGGAGGUUCAGGACCCCUUCUGCCUCCAGUGGAAGAGACGGAUUCUGUCUGUCUCAUGUGUCUGGGAUCAAGGCUGAGGUGGAAUUUGGAUUCCCUUACCUGUUUCCCAGUUGUAAAUCGGCUCCUGGAACUUGUAUUAAAAAUUAUCUUAGUGAACUGUGUCUCUGCUUCUGAAUAGAAAUUCCUGCUCACCAUCUUAGACCAAGACUGUAUUUUAUCUUUUUUCAGGUGGCACAUGAAAGUCAAAAUAACAGUCAUACUCUGAUUAAUGUGACUCAUAUCACAUAACAUUGCCUUUAUGAAGAUCCAUUGGAAAAAGUUUUUUUCCUAUCUCUCAGUACCAGGGAAAGCUCUGAUCCUAAAGCUGGGGGAAAAAGGAAAGGUUACCUUACAAACACUGUGAUUUUUGUUUAUUUGUUUAUAACUUACUGCUUUUCUUUCUUUGUUCUAGCUGCUGGAACAAAGAAACUUACAAAAGCAAAACUUACAACUCACCUCAACCAACUACCUGAAACCUAUAUUUAUUUAAUCCUGUCUUGUAUCUUUAAAAAUUGCCCCAAAUCCUAUUUUUUUAAAAGUGGUAUAAACAAAUAGACAUUUUAUUCUCUGACCUCUUACCCAAGGCACUUUGGAACCUGGCCUGUAUCCCUGCCUAGGAUUAUUUUGUUACUCCCAUGAAGACCUCGAUUCUUACUGGUGAUUUUAUUACACAUACAACUGACUCUAUCUGGAAGGAAACCUUAGUUUUUUUUUUUUUAGAGAGGAAAACUUCACAGCAUACUUAAAACAGCUCAGGGCCGCCUGCCCUGUAGACUGAGCACUAGACCAGAAGCCAAAGGACACCUUCUGAGUCUUGUUUGACACAUCAGACUCUCUGGGCCUGAGUUCCUCAUCUGAAGAGAAGCCAAGUGUGAUUGCCAAGGCUGCUGGAAUGUUUUGGGCAAUGACAGGUAGCUACAGUGAAGAAAGCCUAUUUGGUGAGGUGUGGCGCCCAACGACUCAGCCCCGGGGAGCUGGGGAGGCCCCGAGCGGGGAGCGUCUGGGUGACUGGUGUAGCCGUAAGCUUUGCCUCUUGAGUGCGUUCUGAGUAGAAGGUAUGUCUGCUCAUUGUACUCGUCGUUCCGUAUAAAUGUUCACUUAGAUGUCUUCUUGAAAACUUGUAUGUGAAAUAAAUGUCUAAAAUAAAUGACUCCCGUUGGGUUUUGCCAUAA
Molecule: messenger RNA, 6963 nt
Organism: Camelus dromedarius (Arabian camel)
Lineage: Eukaryota; Metazoa; Chordata; Mammalia; Artiodactyla; Camelidae
Gene: ZKSCAN2
Product: zinc finger with KRAB and SCAN domains 2
Exons: 7
Coding region: 687-3593 (968 amino acids)
Biological process (GO): regulation of DNA-templated transcription
Cellular component (GO): nucleus
Source: RefSeq, a predicted model, not a curated record